Mycena citricolor is the source of this 5977-nucleotide messenger RNA. NCBI's taxonomy places the organism in Eukaryota, Fungi, Basidiomycota, Agaricomycetes, Agaricales, Mycenaceae. The record is from the annotation of a GenBank genome assembly.
CUCUUUUCCCUAGGACGUUGCACGAAUUCCUGAUAUGCGUCAGACAUAAUCACUCACUUCACAAUCGUUGUUUCGAGGCUGUCGGACUCAGCGCAGGAGGUCUUCGUGUCAUCUUCGACGCCGAGGAGUACCAACAGCUGAGAGUGCUGUAGUCUGUAGAGGUUGAGUGAAAUCCAAUUUGCACCCAUGCUUUUGUCUAGAGCAUGGCGGAAGGGCCUCAACCCUGGCCUGAGCUACCGCCCGUCGCGUCCCGUGUGCCUGCAUCCUUUCUCUACCACACCGAUCCCAGACCACGACGCAGGCAAAGAACGCAGAAAUCCUAUCCUUGUCGACCCGCCUCCCCCAGGCCUACAUUCUACUGCGUCGCAGCAUUUGCGUCCUCACAUUGACCCGUUCGUUCAACACGGCCUGGACGUGGAGUCUGACCCGGAUGCGCUGACGGAACUUUUGUAUGCGUCUUUUCUCCGAUUGUCAGCGAGUUCAGGCCGAACUUCAUCUACUAGGGAUCUCAAUUUCCAACCCAUUCCGUCGCCAGCACCCGUGCCCCAUUUCACAUCGAGCGCCGAGAUACCUGUAAUGCCACAAGUCAGUAAGGAUGAACGGAACGGACUGGAUACAUUUGACUUCUCAUCACGCCACGCAGCGCGAUUAGAGGACCAUCCUCAAGUCCCGGAUGCGUCUACCAAGCAGGAGAACGCCGUCAAACUAUCUGCGUAUUCGAAGGACGAGCACCUUCAUCCUUCGUCGUUCCACUCGUUCGAGCAACCACAGCGUCGCUACAGGUCCGAAAGACCCUCAUCAGAGCCCGUGUUGCAACGGCCUCAACGACGACUUGUUUAUCUGAAACCCAAUUCAAACCUGCUUGGCCAAGAAAGAAAAGUAUUGGAGACUUUCCUCACGAAGGCGGACGGUGUUGAAGGCUGGCACGAAUACGACGAGAAUCCGGGGGCCUCGAAAUACUUUGCUGUCCUUUUUCGCGAGAGUAGAGACGCUAAGAGAGCACUGUUUCAUUGGAAAUGGCUGAAUAAGAGACAAGCACUGGGGAAAGCUCAAGCAGGAGGACGUUCACUGUUCCUUUCGCACACCCCGCGAGCCGUCACCGCACAUCAUCUUCUUACAUCGGCAGUGGGUUUGAAUUCCACGGCACUUGGCUUGGAGAUAGAAUACGGGACAGAGCGUGACGCACUGUCUGCUUAUAACCGAAGAGGCUCACUCCCCGUUGAUUUUCUGGGUGCCCUGCAGUCCAGACAGAUUAGCAAAUCGUCGGCUCUGCAGACACCUGUAUCACGCAUGGACGCUUCGAUCAUCGCUCUACUUCGGUUGCAGGCUGCGUCCUCUCAGUCAUUGAUUCCCUCGACGCUAGGGAACAUAGACGAAUUGUCGGAUGACGCCUUGCUGGACACGUUGUUUAAACUCGUGCUCGACGCAGACCCAGACUAUAUGCCACUGGACACGGAUACUGUCAGGGAACUCGGGAUCUUGGCUGCAAAGAGAUCUGUUAUCCCAGUCACAGUGACUGCCGUGCGGACCGUAUUCUGGAAAGCACCCGAUGCCAAAGAGAGCUUCGACUACCUCAAGAUGAUGAAUGACCUCAUUGAACUUCGCUGCAAGUUUGUCUCCGACGAUCCGGAGGAAUGGCUUUCGAGCGUCUACCGCCAAGGCUUCUGUCAAGGGAUCGAACUUUCCCGCCCAAAGCCGUCAGGGACUACCGACACCACUCAACUCUUCAAGACCCUGUUCGCAUCCCAACAUCCGGUAGGGGAUCCCGACUCGGAGGAUCUCGCACCUAGAAGACAACCGCAACUCAGGAAAGAAAAUGUCAUUUUCCGGCACGCGCAGGACCUUGUCGUAACCGCAAUGGCUGAGAAAGGCCGUUCGCUAAGUACAGGUUCCGGCUUGCUCCAACUACGGGGAUACCUAAAGCAACGCCACGUAUCGCACGACCCAACUCAGUUGGCCGUAUAUCUUCACGCAGCGGAUCCUUCGAAUGUUCAUCGGAUGUUCGAUGUCUGUGAGCAGCUCUCCGAUGACGAGCUCCACAAGGCCUGGAUUACAGCUGUAAUGCAUUUUCUGUUUGACAGAGGGCAAUAUCCGGCUGUCGUAUAUCUGUUUCGGCUCGCCUUCAACUCAUCCAAAACCCCGACGCGAGCUAUCGAGAUCGCACAGUCGUUCUUGGCCUUGCAUCCCGAGUUUGAAGGCGAUACGCUCACAAGCGAAAAGGAAUGGCUUGCGCCAGAAACGGCCAUCUCUCUUCUAAUGCGCACGCUGAUCGAGAUGGAUCCACAGCCAACUUCGAUUUCGCAACUAUUGGAUGAUUGUUUGGACGGAAAGAUGGAUAGUCCACCAAUUUACUUAUCCGUUUUUGAGGCUUUUGUCGAUGUAUUUGCAAAGGCCGGGCUGCGCACCGAGCUGGACCGGCUUAUGAUGCGUGGCCAAGACCUGCUCUCCAAGUCCGACUUUGACAUUCUCGCCUGUCGAGUCUUUGCUGUCUCUGGCCGUAUUUCGUCGGCAUACGAUUGCCUCGAGUCCCUGCGCAGCUCCGCAUCAGGAGAGCAAUUCGAGCGAGCCCUGCGCAGCAUGCCCUCAAAUCGGAUGCUUGACAUCUAUCGGGCACUGAUACUUCCCAAAACAACUUCGGGCAAGCAGUUUUCUAACGCCGAUGUUCCGAUUGCCCUUGACCUGAUCGACCAUCUCAAGUUGUCUGCCGUCUGGGCAAACGACCGCGAGGCUCUUUACGAUCUGGUCUCGUAUGGUUUCUUGCGCGCCAAAGCAUAUGGCAUCAAGUCAGCCUUAUCGAGGCACCGCCAGGGAAUCCAAGUUCUUCGAGAGCCCGAACCCACUACGGAUUACACGCCUGCAGCUUGCAUGCCGCAUAUCUUGGCGUUGAUUCAGGAAAAGGACUCCGAUCUGGUCAAGCCGCUACAGAUGUUGGAUGAACACUCUGAAGAGCUUUCCAUCGACGACUGGGCUGCAGUCCUUCGCGAAAUGGUUUCUCUCAAAUCGCUCCUCGGGGCUUUCGCUGUGGAGGAAAAGAUUCUGGCAAUGUGGAAUCCGGCUGUACACACUGAAGCUGACUUGAUGAUGAUCAUCAACCCUUCACGAGAGCUCUGGCUCAAAUCUGGACAGGCUCAGCGAUUCUUGGGUGCAAAACCAGCCUUAAUCGAAUAUCUUACGACACAAUCGGGUGCUUUAGGCACUCAGUUGCGAGUAUGGCAGAAUGCCAACGCUGCGGAGCGUACUGCUAGUGAGACAUAAUGAACGAGAGAAACCCAAAGCUAUCUCGAACUUUCGUGUUCUCUACUAUUUUGGACUGCCGGAGGUACCCUUUUUACGAAUGGUCUAUUGCUCGGACAAAGACAUAGUAGUGACAUGGGCUAAUGGGCGAUGACAAUGGAAGGAACUUGAUCAGCGGUAGCCACCACAAAGAGUGUACUCGGACAGAGCGAGCGAGAAGGAAUCUGUGUCAGAUGGGCGUCGGCUCCGCUUUAAGUAACGAGAGUUGCUUCGGGACCGGGUACGCCCGAUAGCCUGGUCAAACUGACUUCUCGAAGGAACGCCAGCCACCGCUUAGCGCAACGGCCAGGAGAGGGCCAGAGAGGGCCAGAUCCACUGGCGACCGUCGGGGAUCGCAGGCUGACGCCCAUCUCUGGGCAGUAUUCAAUCCUCGACGGGCGAAUCGUCUCACACUCGAGUGCUUGCUGACAAGCAGGUCAUGUUUGACCAAUCAGAACUCUGCUGCUCGCUGUGGCGCAUACUUGCAAGAUUUGGACUGGAGAGAGCGCCAACAGAUGGCAGAGAACGCCCGCCCAAUCAGCGCUGUGGGAGAUGGCCACACUCUUCUGACGCGAGGUGCAGAUCUGCACACGCAUUGAGUUUGCUUGUUUUACGGACCAGGCGAUCGCCAAGGAAGUCUUGUGAGCGCGAGCGCGAGGGAGCAAGAGCGGGCGACGCAGACCCGAGAUGGACAUUGGACACUGGACAGACACAGCACGAGGCGCGGAACAAGCUGGAUGCCGGCGGGUCACAUCAUGGCAUUGGCAGCCAGGUGCCUGGCACGCCGCGGUGGCUGUACAAUGUUAUUUUGACCUCGCACUCGAUAGGGAUGACCCUGCAGGGGCUGCCCGACAUUUCUUCCCUUGUCACCUCCAGGAUUCUUGCGAGCUCGGUUCCAGUCCACCGUAGAGUUUCUGUAUUUUUUGUUGUGUGACCGGAAAGAGAUCCUUCUUUCGGACUCCGGAGACUUGCUUUUGGCACUCACCGCCAACCGACGCUCCUUGCCCAACGCUCCCUCCCUCACGGGGCCCACACUCUUUCCUCCGCCAUGUUUACCCCUCCUCCCUCCCCGAACCGCCCCUCCGACGUGCCACGAGCCUCGAGCGGCUACUCUCGCCAAUCGACCUCGAGCGUUCCUGAUUCCCCCCCACCGCCUUCAGGUGAUCGCUCGCCUUUUCCUCCUCGCACCCUGUCGCAGGACAGCCUCAAGCGGCGCAUCGGGAGGCGAACAAAGUGGACUGUAGUCUUGGUCCCGUUGGCGUUGGUCCUCAUCACUGCUUCGACGCGAUUCUUGACGCACCCGGUGGCCUUCGAUAUCUUCAGCGGCUCACCGACAUCACCCUGGCCCAAUUUACCUUGGCAUGCCACGGACUGGUCUCUGCACAAGCGACAUGGACAGGGACUGAACGCUCGGGACGAUGCGACUACGUCUGCAGCCGCUUCGCUUAGUGGCUUGCCUGCGGGGGCUUCUGUUUCGCCGGUUGGUAGUGCUACCAGUGGUUCUUCUUCACCGGCCACGACGACGGCCAUCGUAAACCAGGCGGUCCCUACGAUUCCCGCGUCCCCACCAGGCCUUCCGUCUCCAUUCCCUCAGGCGUACGACUCGAAUCUCAGCCAAAAUUUUUCGUCCCUUUCGUGUUUCAACUUCUUUUCGAAUAUGACGAAUUCUGUUUCGUUCCGGUCCUGUCGUCCGUUUUCGCUGCUGCUGCAGAGCUCGCAGGCCUUCAUCAAUGCACAGACCGACCUCAAUUUGCUGAAUAACAUUGUCUGGGGCACAUGUAGCACGACGAUAGACAACGCGCAAUGCUCUGAGAAUAUGGCCUGGUUCUCGAACCAGCUCCUGACCGCAUGUGCGGCGGAUCUCACGGCGGGGAACAGUAUGGCUGUGAGCACCCAGAUCGGUUUAAACGCGUUUGAUCUCAUGCGGUCGGCGGGAUGUCUAUCGGACCCGACAACGAACACCUACUGUUACGUUGAUGCCGUCCACAACGCGAAUCCAUCCGACGUGUACUACUAUUCAGUCCCGCUCGGCGUCUCCCUCCCCAACAACAGCAUCGCCAGCUGUUCGCCCUGCACGAAGAGUCUGAUGACGCUCUAUUACGGUUCGCUCGAGAACACCACGCAAAGCGGGAAUGGCCACUUGUCGGCCCUGAACACCGUCUAUGACUCCGCAGCAAAGCUGGCUGUCCAGGACUGCGGCACCAAUUUUGCCUCGCUCUUGAAGUCUGCCGGCUCUCCCAUGAGAUCCGUGUCUCCGUUGACUUUACUGCUCACGCAGUCUGCUCUACUGCUGCUCCUGCUGAGCUCGACGGUGCUCCUCGCGUGACAUCCCACACGCGUUUUUCAUGAAAUUGUACUCCCUCCUUUCUCCUUCUCGCGGGGCACAUCUGUGUGCUCCCCCUUGGGACUUUCUUCUAGGUUCGGCCGGUACUUACAACCCACCCUGACUGCUCGGCUCGUCGUUUACAUCCUAUUUAUUCAUUUGAUCACCGUUCCCACUUGCGCUCCGCUACCCCGGAUUCCAACUUUUAGUGCAACGCUCUCUACUCGCACAUUCUCUCGCUACACACGCAUUGUUACUUUAGCCCCACCCAUAAGCAUCUAGCAAACACCGAAAGAGGUCUUCCAAUAGGGGAUGUAACGAAUCACUUUCUAGUAGUGUAAAAUGUCAAGGUAUUGCCCGACGGCUACGUACUAGCUCAUA